CUCGUCAUUCCGCCAGGAUGCUAAACCCCCGAGAGAGAAACUAGGACAAACAUCAUCGUCAUAGGAACUGUCGGUGAGAGAUUCUGCCUUGCAAGAACCCAACUGUCGAGAUCCAUCGACUCCAUUAAACCAACCAUUUUCUCCCUUCAAGCCCCAAUUUCUCCAGACCCCUUUCCCACAUUGCCUUCGAAUCACUCUUAAAAACUCCAUUCCGUGUACAAAGAAUUCCAAACAAAGAUCAAAACCUUGUAAUUUGCCUCGCAUUUUUCCGUGCGGACCAUUUCGUUUUGCAUGUUCAGAUCCAGCAAUUAAGACCCUUAUUCCACCUAUUUCUACAUUUGCAAGAAAAUUUCUUUAUUCUUCAUAAGAAUGGGAGAGAAAUCGGGGUCAAGAGGAGGAUGGUUUGGGUGGUUUAUUGUGUUGAUAGUAGUAGCAGUAAUUGCAAUUGCAAUUGCAUUAACUGUAAAGCAGAAAAUGCACAAGAAUGGAUCAGAUUUUGAAGCCGCUCCAGUUCCGGGGCCUCCCGGUGCGGUUACGCAGAAAUAUGCCGACGCUCUCAAAACUGCUAUGCAGUUCUUGGAGAUACAGAAAGCCGGGAAGUUGGUGAAUAAUAAGAUAUCUUGGAGAGGUGAUUCUGCUCUGAAAGACGGAAGUGAAGCAAGGUUAGAUCUUUCGAAAGGUAUGUAUGAUGCUGGAGAUCACAUUAAGUUUGGAUUCCCGAUGGCUUUCACGGCCACAGUAUUGUCGUGGACCAUCUUGGAGUAUGGGGAUCAAAUGAAAGUGGUGAAUCAAUUGGAACCUGCUCAGGACUCGCUUAAGUGGAUCACCGACUACCUCAUAAAUGCUCAUCCUUCGGAAAAUGUCCUUUACAUUCAGGUGGGCGAUCCUAAAGCCGACCAUGCUUGUUGGGACAGGCCUGAGACCAUGACUGGGGAAAGACCACUCACGCAGCUGAACACUUCUGCCCCGGGUACUGAGGUUGCUGCAGAAACUGCGGCAGCUAUGGCAGCGGCAUCCCUGGUGUUUAAAUCGACUGACUCUGAAUAUUCAAGCCUGCUUCUGAAGCAUUCUAAACAACUGUUCACUUUUGCUGACAAAUAUAGAAAAUCUUAUAGCGUUAGCAUUCCCGAUGUGCAAAACUUCUACAACUCUACAGGCUAUGGGGAUGAGCUCUUGUGGGCAGCUAGUUGGCUUUAUCAUGCAACUGGGGAGCGAUCAUAUUUUGAAUACGUGACUGGAAAAAAUGGUGAAGACUUUGCCAAUUGGGGAAGUCCUACAUGGUUUAGCUGGGAUAACAAGCUGGCUGGAACUCAGGUUCUUCUGUCCAGGGUUAACUUCUUUGGGUCAAAAGAUGUUUCAAGCUCCAAUGUCCUCCAAAAGUACAGGAAAUCGGCAGAGGCUGUCAUGUGCGGCCUCCUACCAAAAUCUCCAACUGCUACAACUAGUAGAACUGACAACGGUUUGAUAUGGAUCAGUGACUGGAAUGCUCUGCAGCAUCCUGUGGCAUCUGCAUUUUUAGCCGUUGUAUACAGUGAUUACAUGCUUUCAUCUCGUACCGCAAAGAUAUCUUGUGAUGGAAAUAACUAUAGGCCAUCGGACCUGCGGAAGUUUGCCUUGUCACAGGCCGACUAUGUAUUAGGUAACAACCCCUUGAAGAUGAGUUAUCUCGUGGGCUACGGGGACAAGUACCCACAGUAUGUGCAUCACAGGGGAGCCUCAAUUCCAGUAGAUGCAACAACUGGCUGCAGAGAUGGUUUCAGGUGGCUCAAGUCAGAUAAACCGAAUCCAAAUGUUGCAAUCGGAGCACUAGUUGGUGGACCUUUUCGCAACGAGUCGUUUAUUGAUUCAAGGAACAAUUCAAUGCAGACCGAACCAAGCACAUACAACAGUGCAGUCAUUGUUGGCCUUCUUUCGGGUUUGGUUACUACAUCUUCAGUUGCUCAAUCUUUUACAUAAGGUGGUAUCUCGAACAAAUUACUCCAAAAUGCUUGCAUUAUAGUAGCUAUACGAUGAUAUUUUUUCCUCGCUUUGAUAUUUGUAGUUACAUAUUUUGCCCCGUAGAUAUCAACUUCUUAGUCUUACCACGUUUGUUAUUUCGACUAUGCUAUAUGUACAUCACAAUUUUCAGAUUUGUUUAUGUUGAGAUGAUGUCGUGAGAUUUUAUAUCUGCUUA
Messenger RNA from Olea europaea var. sylvestris, 2173 nucleotides. RefSeq names its product endoglucanase 10-like. Gene Ontology annotation, molecular function: hydrolase activity, hydrolyzing O-glycosyl compounds. Gene Ontology annotation, biological process: carbohydrate metabolic process. The transcript has 6 exons. The record is from RefSeq and is a predicted model, not a curated record. Bases 370 to 1956 code for a protein of 528 amino acids. Lineage: Eukaryota; Viridiplantae; Streptophyta; Magnoliopsida; Lamiales; Oleaceae.